Messenger RNA from Saccoglossus kowalevskii, 1096 nucleotides. Its product is annotated as tyrosyl-DNA phosphodiesterase 2-like. Lineage: Eukaryota; Metazoa; Hemichordata; Enteropneusta; Harrimaniidae. Gene Ontology annotation, biological process: double-strand break repair. Gene Ontology annotation, molecular function: single-stranded DNA binding; protein binding; 5'-tyrosyl-DNA phosphodiesterase activity. Gene Ontology annotation, cellular component: PML body; cytoplasm. The record is from RefSeq and is a predicted model, not a curated record.
UUCGUGUGUUUAUCGUUCUUGUUAUUUUGACUCAAAACGUGCGAUGGCGGCAGCAGAUGUAAAAGAGUCUGUUGACGACGAUCAGAGGAGGCUUUGUGAAGAGUUUGCCGCUGUCACCGGUACCGAUACGUCAUUAGCCGAGUACUACCUCAGAGAAAAGAACUGGCAAAUCGAGGAAGCUCUUAAUGUUUAUUUUGAUGGUGGAGAUCCUACUCCACAAAUUGAUCUUGAUUCUCAUAGCAUGUCACCAUCAGGAUCCUCUGGAAAUAGUUCACCUGAUUUGGUAGUAACAUAUGACUCAGGCGCCCCUGCAGAUAGUAACCUUGGCAACCAAACAUGUUCAUUGAUGUUGAAACUAUUGACAUGGAAUAUAGAUGGUUUAGAUAAUAAAAAUAUUACAGAAAGGACAAAAACUGUUUGUUCUAUAAUUAAGCGAGAGUCUCCUGAUGUAGUGUACUUACAAGAAGUUAUCGUGGAAACAUUUGCUUAUAUAGAAACCAUGUGUUCACCAACCUACAUUGCCAUACCUGCCAAUUCAGAACAGUAUUUCACAACUAUCCUCCUGAGAAAAAGUAGAAUUUCUCUCCUAGCUCACAAGAUAAUAGAAUUCCCAACUACGAAAAUGUAUAGAAACUUGUUGACCGUCAAAGCUAGAUUUCGUGAUAUAGAUUUACUACUCAUGACAUCUCAUAUGGAGAGUAUGAAGAAUCAUUCACAUGAACGUAAAACACAGUUAACAACAGUUCUAAAGCAUAUGUCUGAAGCUGACGCUGCCACUGCUGUCAUUUUUGGUGGAGAUACUAAUCUUAGAGAUUAUGAAAUCACUCAGAUCGGUGGCUUACCUGAUUCUAUUGGUGAUGUUUGGCAGAUGUGUGGAAGCCCUGAAGAUGCCCAAUUUUCAUGGGAUAUUACGAAAAAUGACAAUCUCGAUAUGCCAUUUAAACCAAAAUGUCGCUUUGACAGGCUGUUUUUACGCCAGGGAUGUUCUUCGAAACUGCUGCCGCAAAUGUUUAUGUUUGUUGGAACUGAAAGACUUCCUUGUGGGAGGUUUGCAAGUGACCACUGGGGCAUACUUUGUGAAUUUAAGAUUGUAUGA